AGGGAUGCUAACAGAACUAACCUGGCAACCCCCGCUGCCGGUUAGUUUAGUAGUUACUGAAGAAGAUGGUGGACUUCGCGACAACAGCGUGCUCACAACUCCGUCCUAAACACUUUGGAAAAACAUUUAUAUCUCCACCUGGAAUUAGAUAUAGAUUACCGGGGGACAAUCAUAGAUAAUACAUUUUGAAACCGUUGAAAGACGUGAUUUUUUUUGCCACUGAACAAUUCUUUAUUCCAAGACUGAAGAAAGCGGAGAGUUGUUGAACGUGCUGCUGGUGGUUGGUGCUCGUGAAGGACGCUAGCCACCGUUAGCCUAAGAGUCAACAAAAGUGUGGGAGAAGGUGUAAUUUUGGGAGCUUUUAAUCCAGUUGUCAAGAUAAACCACGGAGACCAUCCAGCCCUCUCUUGCUUCCACCUUCGCACCGACUGUCAGUUCAGUGAGGAGCAUAUUGGCAGUUGGACUGAAAGCAGGCUAACUUUAGCUAGCUAACCUCAGCUAGCUUUGUUGUGAACUGUGGAUCAGAGCGCUGCUCAAAAUGCCACGGAGUAAAAAGGGGAAACGUGGCUCCAGCAAGCCGGGCUCUCUUCGUCAGGAGGUUCUUCAGCUCCAGUUGUCGACUAAAGCCUCAUUGAAAGGUGUUAAAAAUGGGGUGAAGGGAGAGUCGGCUGCCAGCGAUGAUGAGCUGACGUCUGAUAUUCUCAGCCACUGCAGCAGUGCCAGUGAAAGCACCUCUGUGUUGGAAGAGGGCACAGGAGGGGAGCAGGUUGAUGAGCAGACUGCCCAGGUGGAAACUGAAGACAAACUCAAGCAGUGUAUAGACAACCUGAUGGAUAAGAGCUCUAAGACACGUCUAGCAGGUCUCGAGUCGCUGCGACAGGCCUUCUCAUCCAGAGUGCUGUACGACUUCCUGACAGAGAGACGCCUCACCAUCAGCGACUGCCUGGAAAGGAGCCUUAAAAAGGGCAGCGCGGACGAGCAGGCGGCGGCAGCCACAGUCUUCACGCUGCUCUGUAUCCAGCUGGGCGGUGGAGACGAGGCGGAGGAGGGCUUCAAGAUGCUUCGCCCCAUCCUCACCGCAAUUCUGAUUGACAACAGUGCCAGCAUAGCAGCCCGCCAGAGUUGUGCCAGAGCUUUGGGGAUGUGCUGUUAUGUUUCUACUGCUGAAGAAGGAGAGGACUUGGUCAAGUCGUUGGCCCUUCUGGAGAGUGUCUUCAUGUCGUCCUACCCCAACAGAGAGGGAACUCUGCCAACACCCAAACCAGGCAGUCCAGGCCUCCACAGCGCCGCCCUGCAGGCCUGGUCGCUGCUGGUCACCCUCUGCCCUGCAUCUCGACUGACUGUGCUGCUUAACCUUCACCUCCCCAAACUGCAGGCGUGUCUGCAGAGCAGUGACGUCAACUACAGGAUAGCAGUGGGAGAGACCAUCGCCCUGCUGGUGGAGCUGGGACGAGAUAUAGACGAGGAGUUUGAGGUGGAGGACUGUGAAAGUCUGUGUGAAUGUCUGAAGAGUUUAGCCACAGACAGCAACAAGCACCGAGCCAAGAACGACAGGCGGAAACAGCGCUCCAUCUUCAGAGAGGUGCUACAUUACAUAGAGAGCGAGGAUUUCACCGACGAGAAGAUCAGGUUUGGAGUGGAGAGCGUUUACAUCGACAGCUGGAUGAGGAGAAGAAUCUACGAUGCCUUCAAAGAGAUCCUGGAGUCCGGAGUGAGACACCAUCUACAGUUCAACCCACUAGUGAGAGACAUCUUUGGCCUCGGCCCUCCCCUCAUCCUGGACGCUACCACCAAAGGCAACAAGAUCUCUCGGUUUGAGAAGCAUCUCUUCAACUCAGCUGCCUUCAAGGCCAGGACUAAACAGAGGAACAAAGUCCGGGACAAACGGGCUGACAUCAUGUGAGAAAAGGACGGGGAUGGAGUGAAUGGAUGAGUAGUUGGCUUUAUGGAGAUGGAGACAAAAUGAUGCCUUCAACACUUCGGCUGUCAGACACACGAAGGCUCCACAAACUCUGAAAAGGGCUUUUUCACUUGUGCUCUUCACCUGCAAACUAAUACUCCAGAUUCAAGAUGGCCAACAUUCGUUCUUAGCUCCCACAGGGAAAGGCUAUUUUACUGUUCCUCUUCCACAAAAUGGAGUGAAAUGCAACUACAAUCGCUCAGUAUUUCCCAAAUACCAGUUCUGACUCUUCAAAGUAGAUGUCAACUGAAAAGCAAUGCAAAAAUUUUUCUUUUUUUCGUGGGAUUAAAUUACACGGGAGAGUAAAAUAAAUUUGAUCUUCAGAUAUCAAAACGUUCUUUUAUUAAUUUUAUGAAUAGAAAUACAGAGAAAGUAAUAAGUCAAACAUUUUAAAGCUUUGUCGUACAGCUGGGACAACAUGGAAGCCGUCCAUGAUACGGAUACUGAAAGUCUUUGGUGCUGAUGGGUAUUGUUUCUGAUACUCAGCUUGAACUGCUGCCUGGUGGCUUGACGGGUCAGUCAAGUCUUUUUAAAUGCUAAUUAUUGACUUUAGUUUCCACAUAAAGCUGCUUUUCCAGGACGUGAUCAGUCUCGGUUAUUCUCUGAAGUUAAACGUUUGAGCAUCAACAUCUGUGGCUGCUUCAACUGCCAAACCAGAAACUGGCUUUACAAACAAUGCAACCUAAAUGAAAAUGUGUUUGUGUGAGUGUGUUUUAAUUGAAUUUUAUUUAACAUAAAAUAAAGCGCAUAGAAAUGCGUAAACAAGAAGAUGCCUAAUUAAAAAGUCAAAUCAAAGAGGUAAUAUUGUCAUCUUUUCUUAAUAUCUUUUGAGAGUAAAAAUACGUUUUAAACAUUUCUGGUGGCUAAAUGUGUUUUACCUUCUAAUUUAUUAAAAGAACAGUACUGUAUGUUUUUUAAGAAACUUAAAAAUGCUAAGAACUGUUUACAGACACAACGAUGGGAUGUAUAUUUUUAAUGCGGGUUGGUGGGUCAUACAAUCUAUCCAUGUGCAUGUGUUGCAGAUAUACUGUACAUAGGGAUUUAUGGUGAGAUACGUACUUGUAUCAUCAGAUGCAUUGGAAGGAUUGUCCCUCUGACGAGCAGUUAAACAUACCGUACAGGCCUCUCACCAGAGCUGCUGAUGAAGGUGUGAUGGUGUUGUCUUUAAUGAUGGUCAGGUGUUUUUAAUUGUGUUAAAUUAAAAAGCACAUUAAUCAGUUGCAUGGGGAUGAUAGUCCCUUGUGGAAAACUUCCCAAUCAGAUUUCAUAGUUUCUAUUGUUGAACCAGGUUUGACCCUCCUGGAUGAAGAACGGCUUCACCAAACUCCUCAGUGGUUCUGGUGUUACGGCACAUAGACAGAAGAUGGAUCAAAUGAAAUAAAGACUAUUUAAGCAUG
Molecule: messenger RNA, 3357 nt
Organism: Cottoperca gobio
Lineage: Eukaryota; Metazoa; Chordata; Actinopteri; Perciformes; Bovichtidae
Gene: ifrd2
Product: interferon-related developmental regulator 2
Exons: 13
Coding region: 539-1903 (454 amino acids)
Source: RefSeq, a predicted model, not a curated record